CGUGGGGACGAAACUGAAUUCUGAAUGCUUUCUCCGGAAGAAUUUCUCAGCAAAACAAACGCCAACCGCGUCACUGGCUGCCUUCCUGUUGUCGACAGUUCUUUUCGGAUGAGCAAACCUUUGGUCCAAUUCAACAGUCCGAUGGACCUGCUGCCAGGUGUGGUUAAGCAGUACAGGGAAGACUUCUCGAAGCUGCCGCCUGAUCAGCAAAUGGACUGUGUUUUUUUGCCCUUCGAGAAUUCCCAGGGCAGUGCAAUUGCCCUGGACGAGGACAACGACGAGGACGAGAAAGGAGGAAGUGUCGGGCCGCAUGACGACGGCGGUAAUGAAGCAGAUGUGGAAGUUGGGGAUGACAACAUGGAGGACCGGGGCGGGCUUGCUGACGAGGACGCCGACACGCCAAUGCAUGGUCAUGACAUCUCCCCCGCCGGCGCUGUGGAGCCGCUAUUGGUGGCCGUUGCACAUCAGAAGACGUGGCAGAACUUCUUGAGGGUCUGCAUGGGGAAGGCAUGCGACAAGGCGUUUGUAAAGCAAGCUCUUGAGAAUGAGUACAGUAAGGACUGGAGUAAUAAACUCCGAGGCUACAUGAACCUCGCCACAUCCAGUGUCGCAGUGUGGCCGCUGGUCGAGAGGUUCUUCGAGAUGUUCAACGAAGGAAAGCUGCCAGUUGGCGAUGGCAAAAUCCCGCUUGACAUGCCCGGGAGGAUAGAAGGCCGCCUGCCAGGCCCGUACACCGACGAGACCAAGGGACAAAGAACAUUGUACCAUUGCAUAUAUGCAAUAGAUGGUCUCAAAGGCUCCACCGUGUCGUGGAAGGAUCUUUGUCCUUCCUACUUCAAAAAUUUUGGGGAUUUGACAUGUCGUGAGAGGGAAGUUGCGUUGCUCCUGCUCAUGAAGGGGAAGGUGGUCGCAACAAACGUCAAGGUCUUGCCUCCAAGAGUGAACACAGAGUGCCUCCUCGACAUCAUGCGAAAGGAGCGAUACAUGGUGCGUAUGUUCAAUUAUGUUCUGUUCCGCGCCGAGGGAAGGGCGGACGACGAAUGGAACGACGCGUUCUUCAUGUCGUACAAGGACCUUGAAGACAAGUAUGGGCCAAACGGUCUGUGCGCUGCUGAAUGGAAGAAGGAACGGGACAAGUUACAUGUCAAUAAGGUGAAGAUGGUCCCUCGACGACUUGGAGGAGUGGAGGAGGCAAGGCAAGGUAAUAAUGUCCUUGCCUGCGACGAGUCGGCCAAGGACAUUGCAUAUCUGACAAAGUUCGUCGAUAUACUUGUGAAGGAUGAAAGAUUCGCCUGUCAUGUCAAGAAGCCACAUUGCAAACAUCGUAGCAACAGGGACAUGUUCCACAAGUUGGGACGCACGAGACUGAAGGUGUGGGAAUACCUGUUCCGCGAUGCGCCGCAAGGACGGCUUGACGGGAAUUACAUCUACAGGAAAGCAAAGGUGACAGAGACCCUAAAACAUUAUCACGGUGCUCUUACUGGCGCCUUUGAGACUUUUGUUGCUCGAUGCGAGAUCCUGAAGUUCGAUCUUCAUAAAGACCAGCUGAUGUCCAAGGACUACGCUGACCUCGCGAAAUCGGGUGACGGCUUUAACCCCGUCGACAGCGAGGAAGACUCUUCAGGGUCCGACCUCAAAUUGGGCGAUGGCAAGGGUGGUGAAAGUCCGGGCGGUGGCAUGGUGCGGUCACACGAUGAAGGGACCGUUCGCUCGCAUGAAAGACCCGUACAGGUGGCCGCCCCCUGUGUUGGCUCGAUGGUGGCCCCCAUGGAGGGCACCGGUUUGCCAAACAUGGGAAUAUGUGGUCCCAAUGAUGAAGAUGACAUUGAUAUGCCAAGCGAGGCAUCGAAGCUCGCACCAGGCGAUCCAAUUCCUCUCGGCUAUUGUGCUGAUCCGACCACAAUUUAUUUCUUGGGGGGCAAACACGCCCGCACUGGGCAGAGGGAGGAUGACGGGAGUAAUGUGGUAAAGACUCAAGAGGUUCACAUGACGUCUAUGCCGCAAAUCUUCAUCGACACGACAGAACCGUCCAAACGCAUGGAUGUGUCAAAUGCAUUGUCGUCAGAUGCAAGUGCCACGUACGGGAGUUUAUUACUGACAUCCGCCGCAUUAGAAGGCGCAUCCGAAAUGCAGUUAGAGUCAGGUAUUGGCCUGAGCGUGCCGGACAGUCAGUUGCAACCGGAGUUAUGCACAGGCAAAGGUGAUGCACAAGGACAUUUGACACCACAGGGAGGGGCCGCUGCGGAUGGUGGGAAGGGAGAGGAUGUGGCGGGAAUCCUCCAUCCUCGCAAUCUUGAGACCUUAACCGAUGAUUUCGACUAUGGGAGUGAGGGUGGAAAUGACGUGGUCAAUACGAGGGGAGUGUGAAAUGAUCGGUGAGGCGGGACGGGGGCAACGGAGAGGGAGAAACCAGCGAUAUGAUUACAAUGUUAUUC
Messenger RNA from Chara braunii, 2435 nucleotides. The record is from the annotation of a GenBank genome assembly. Lineage: Eukaryota; Viridiplantae; Streptophyta; Charophyceae; Charales; Characeae.